Manihot esculenta (cassava) is the source of this 2171-nucleotide messenger RNA. RefSeq lists its product as uncharacterized. The transcript is spliced from 3 exons. NCBI's taxonomy places the organism in Eukaryota, Viridiplantae, Streptophyta, Magnoliopsida, Malpighiales, Euphorbiaceae. The record is from RefSeq and is a predicted model, not a curated record. The coding region runs from base 404 to 1903 and encodes 499 amino acids.
UGCUGCUUUACUCGUUUGGCCCAUAGCCUCACUCUCUCACUCUCUCACUCUCUCUAUCAAUUUCACAUUCUCGCACUCUUCUCCUCAGUUCAUCACAAAUUAUUUUCCAUUCAAAACCCCUAAAUUCCUCCCUCCGCUAGUAUGGAUAGCCUCUAAUGUCGCCGUAAGCCAUAGAUUUUGUUGUUUCUUUUGGUCCUGAAUAAAAUUUUGCGGGGAGGAAAUUCUUCUUUUUCUGCUGUGGAUUUUGAACGAAUCGAACCCUAGAUGGACUUGCUUAGGGCGUUUAACAGAUUUGAGCAGAGAAUUUUGAAAUCUUAGACUUCCAUGGGGUCAGAUUAUCCAUCUGUUUAAUAGAAAUCCGCAUGAUUAAACUUGGGUAUCUGAGGUGGUUUCUGUAUGUCAAAUGGAGUCGAAUCCCGUAAUUUUUGAUAUCAGCUCUGAUGAGGAGGCGGCCUUUGAUGAGCCCAGAGGUGGAGAUGAUGACCAUGACUGGUUGACUGAACUCCUCCAGACAGUUGAUAAAGAAAUCGCCUCCUCUGACGAGGUUAUUGUAGUGGGCGAGUAUAAUCCUCCGAAGCCCAAGUCAAAGUCUAAGUCAUCGAAACCGGUGAAAGAUGUUGAGGAUGAUGAUUGUGUGGUUUUGGACGGGGACCCAGAUGAGCAAGUUGAUGUCGUUGAUGAUACGGCCAGCGACGGUGAUGAUGUGCUUGUUGUUGGGCAAAAGGGACAGGUUGCAUGUAGAGACUAUCCUCAUCCACGACAUCUUUGUGCUAAAUUUCCUUUCAGUUCAACCCCACAUGAAAGACACUGUGAUUUGUGCCACUGUUAUGUCUGUGACUCAAUUGCACCAUGUGCACACUGGGGCACAGGUGUCUCCAAAAUUGACCAUUGCCAUGCCACUGAUAAACAGGAGAUAUGGAAAAGUCAGCGGGAAAAUUUCAGGCUAGGAAAAAGGGCUUCAUUACCAAUUUCAAAAUUUACUGAUGUUCAGCUUCCUGGGGCAGCAUCCGAACUUAACCAAGUCGCACCCCUUGAUUUUAUACAAUUGGCACCCAACUUAGUGUCACAAAAUCAGCUCUCCAGGCCUACUACAAUUCGUGCUUGCUCAUCUGCCAGGUUGAAUACUCCAAAUAUUAUAAGCCAGAGUAGAAACAAACGACCAAGAUUUGCUCAGGGUAGAAAUGGAUUACUGCCUCCAUCAGUUUCACAGCAGGCAGGCAGUAUAUGUAAUACUGCCAUUGUACGAAAUAGAGGCCAACAAUUUGUCUCCUCUAAUACAAUGUUUAAAAGGCCAGGGAUCAGGGGUACUUUUGCCAUGGAGCAGUCUAUCUGUGGCUCUGUGAACAAAAAGAAUUGUGCUCCUGCAUCACACUAUGCUAGGAAUGCUGUUUCAAUGGCCACAGCAAAUGCUCAAAUUCCUUCUAGGUGGCAGGAUGCUUUACCCAACAUGAUUCCACACACAUAUACUUAUCGGAACCCCUCUCAGCCCAACAUGGGUAGUGCUACUUUAAAUGUGGUGCCUUCUCGACCUGAAGAGUACAGUCAGCCUAUUCCGCAGUCAAUUGGUGCCCAGAACAUUUAUCAGAAUCAAAGUCAAACUGGCAUCAAUUCAAGUUUUCCGGACUUUGACUUUGAUCUGAUUAGCAACUUCAGCGAAAGCAAUCAGCAAGUUUCAGCUGAAAUUAAUCAUCCGCAUGGCCCAGGGUCAAACAAAGAGCCCACAGCUGACAAACAGUUUAUUUCCCAGCUUGCUGAAAGCACUGAACUAUAUGAGGACUAUGAUUAUGAGAGAUGGUUGUUAGGCCAAUCUGAUGCAGUAGUCUCAGAAGAUUGUGUGCCUGUUGAUUUGAAUUUGUUUUCUUCUGAACCUUGUGCUUUCGAUGCAGGUACGUUUUUGUUUUGAUUUGGAUACCUAUUUGUAAUGAUCUGCGCCUGUGUGGCCACAAUUGCUAGUUGUGCUUUUGUAAGUGUGGAAGUGUGUUGAUUCAACAGCCUUAUCCCAUUUUACAACACAAUCACUACUGGGAAAUGGGAAUUGACCCAGGAAAAAAAAGAGAGCUUUUAAAUUGUACAAUCAUUUGAGACUACAGGUGUACAAAUUAUCUAUGAGACGACUGAUUCUGUACAGAGGAUGGCUGUUGAGUAGUGUUAUAUUUUUGUGGACCAAACAA